Molecule: messenger RNA, 702 nt
Organism: Phytomonas sp. Hart1
Lineage: Eukaryota; Euglenozoa; Kinetoplastea; Trypanosomatida; Trypanosomatidae
Source: the annotation of a GenBank genome assembly
AUGAUGCUUUCAAAGGUCCUUACGCAGCUUUUGGCUGAGUUUUUGGGCACCUUUUUUUUUAUUCUUACCAUUCCGCUCACCUAUCAUGGCGUGGGGUUGCUCUCUCCUCUGCCGAUUGGGAUGAUGCUCUCUGCGCUUUGCUUUGCCCUACGCUAUAUAAGCGGAGCGCACUUUAAUCCAGCUAUCACAUUUGCUGUUUUUAUUAUCCGAGAGAUCUCUUCUGUACGGUUUAUAGCUUAUAUAUUAGUUCAGAUUCUGGCGGGCCUUAUGGCGGCCAUUUAUCUAUCGUUAAUUAGAGAACCAGCGAUUUACUUGAUGGAGAUGAAUUCAGACAUUUUGAUUAUCUGGCGAUUAGCGUUCUGGGAGUUUGUCUAUGUCUUUUCCUUAACCUGCACCGUUCUUCAUGCUUCGCAUUCCGAGCAAAAGGUUAAUGAUUUUUAUGGUAUUUCCAUUGGAAUGAGCUUUAUUUCCGCUGCAUUUACGUCUCCUGCUCAAUUCAUAACUUUUCUGAAUCCUGCCGGGAUUAUCGGGGCGACUUUACUUGACUGGUUUGAAGGUAAUCCCGUAGACUUUAGAUUUUUUUUUGUUUCUUUGAUUGCCCCCAUGGGAGGAGCUUUCACAGGAUCUAUUUUUUAUCAAAUAUUAGAUACCGAAAAUCAUGACAGAAGAAGAAGUCCAAAUCAUAUACGAAUGGUAUAUUAA